UGAAAAUUUGAUAAUCAGCCGUGAUCCAAAUUGAUCAAUUUAGGGCGGGGCAAUGCCAUCUACGUUACAUUUACAAACUACUAAAGCACACAUUUUGGGGCAAAGGGAAUUGCACCUCACCCAUAAAUCGUUGUACCCUUGAGUUCUUAAUUGCAUAAAGCCGGAAAGGCAUCGAAGUCCACGAACAGCCCAUCCAUCUUCUUCGUUGCCAGUUAAUCAUUCGGAAGAAAAACCCAUGACAGGAAAAUUGAAUUGAAGAAACAAUUUUCAGACUUGUAUAGCUAAGUUUUGUUAUGUAUUUUGUUCUGUGAGUUGCUGUUAUCUUGGGGCAUGGCUUUGCGGGCAAAAGUUCUGCAGAAGAAAGCAGAAAAGUUUGAAAACAAGAAACUGCAGGUUCUUAAAGUAACUAAGGAACGAGUUUCUGCACUUGAGCCACUGCUUCAAGAUGUUUAUGCCAGUCGGCGCCCAAAACCAACUGAUUAUGAAGUUCGUAGAGAUUUAGUUCGUGUCUUUAAUGAGAUUGCGAAGGAAAUUUAUGGCAACUCAAAAGAAAUUCCUGUCAUUGUGGAAUUUGGUUCUUUUGUAAUGGAUCUUUUCAGCACCACCAGUGAUUUAGAUCUCUCUGUGAAUUUUAGGACCACUGGAGUUGCUUUUCCUCGCGAGAAGAAGAUCCAGACUUUGAGAAAGUUUGCAAGAAAGCUAUAUGCUAUACAGAGUAAAGGACAUAUUUAUGGGGUCCUUCCGAUUACCACAGCCAAGGUGCCUAUUCUGAAAUGUGUUGAUCGUGGAACUGGAGUCGAGUGUGAUAUAUCAGUUGAAAAUAGGGAUGGGAUUUUGAAGUCCCAGAUUAUUCAUAUUAUCUCAUCCAUUGAUGAAAGGUUUCAAAAGUUGAGCUUUUUGAUGAAAACUUGGGCGAAAGCACACAAUAUCAACAGUUCAAAAGAUAAAACUUUGAAUUCUCUGUCCAUAAUACUAUUAGUCGCGUUUCAUUUGCAGACUCGGGAUCCUCCUAUUCUUCCUCCCUUUUCUGCCAUAUUCAAGGAUGGCACCGAUCCUGCAACGGUGGUGAAAUCACUGUCAAAUUUUGUAAAUUACGGGAAAAGAAACAGAGAAACUUUGGCUGAGCUCUUCGUCACUCUACUGAUCAAGUUAUCUUCUGUUGAAAAACUUUGGCCAAAAGGUCUCUGUGCGAGCACAUGCAGUGGAUCUUGGACAUCCAAAACCUGGGAUUCUAAAGUUGCCUCUAUUAGUGUGGAGGAUUUUACUGAUCAGUCCCAAAAUGUUGCCAGAGCUGUGGGACUAGCAGAAGUGAAACAGAUUUAUAAAUGUAUAGACAUCUCUAUCCGCCAUAUUUUCUCCUUCAUCGAUGGGCAGAUUGGAAUUGAACUGCGAGACCUUAUGUUUGGCCAAGAUGGAAUCCCCAUCCGAAUUCCUAGAGGUACUCCACAUUUGCACUCAAUUGCAGCAUUGCCUUGCAUUCCCUCUCAAGCAAACCAGACAAAAGGAUUAGUAUCUGGGAAAAGAAGGAAACAAGCUCUGCAUCUGGACUCUGCCCUUCCAUAUAGAAUAACCCCCGUUGAAGGUCGUACGGGAAUACAGUCCGGGAGCCAGGAGCCAGUACAGCAAGCUAUUCUACUUGAUUCUGUUUCAACCAAAAAGAUGCGGACGGCUGAAGGUUGGAGAGGAAUGCCUAGUGGAAGUCAGGAAGCAGCACAGGUGGAAGGCCGGGUAGCAACUCAACAGCCUUUUGACCCAAGGGAAAGGCAGCAACCUAUGGGAGGCUGGGCAGGGGUGUAUGCCGGAGGUUGGGAGGGAACUCAGCAGCCUGCUGCAGGUGGUUGGGGAUUAACUCAGCAACCCUGUGCGAGAGGCUGGGAAGUAGCACGGCAACCCACUCCCGGAGGUUGGGGAGGAGCGCAGCAAACUACAGGUUGGGGAGGAGCACAGCAAACCACAGGCUGGGGAGGAGCGCAGCAAACCACAGGCUGGGGAGGAGCACAGCAAACCACAGGCUAUGGAGGAGCACAGCAACCUGGUGUUGGCUGGGGAUGGACACAGCAACAUACAGCUGGAGCUCAGCGAUCAAGUGAGGGAGGUUGGUGUGGAACCUCAGCUUCUCUCUGGAGAAGAGAACCGUACAACAGAAGGUUUUAGUGCAUAUACAUAUUACAUAGUAACGAGAGCUGAAGGUGCAAGUCAGCAUGGCUUCUCAUUGUUAGUAAUGGCUUUUAAUGUAUGUAAUUACAUGUUUAGGCUUUUGCUUAAAUUCUUGUCCGUCAUUGUGCAAUGUUGGCGGCAAAUAUGUUUGUAGUUUGUAACUCUUUGUCUGGGGAAGCACAAAUCUUUGGAUGUCCAAUAGGAUACUGGGACUGAAAUCCUCUUGUGAAGAUAUUAUCAACGAUUGACGGGUUUUAACUAUUUGAUACUUAGAAAUUUCUUUGUAGAUCUUAAUAAAGUUGUUGGCUGUACCAUUGCUCU
Sesamum indicum (sesame) is the source of this 2478-nucleotide messenger RNA. Its product is annotated as protein HESO1. Gene Ontology annotation, molecular function: nucleotidyltransferase activity. NCBI's taxonomy places the organism in Eukaryota, Viridiplantae, Streptophyta, Magnoliopsida, Lamiales, Pedaliaceae. Gene Ontology annotation, biological process: RNA 3'-end processing. The record is from RefSeq and is a predicted model, not a curated record.